Molecule: messenger RNA, 276 nt
Organism: Sordaria macrospora k-hell
Lineage: Eukaryota; Fungi; Ascomycota; Sordariomycetes; Sordariales; Sordariaceae
Source: RefSeq, a predicted model, not a curated record
AUGGAAGCAACCAACAACACGGGCAGCAACGCCAACGAGAUCCUCAAGUUAGCAGCACUGAUCCUGCUGGUUCUCGCCAUCAUCGCCAUCAUCAUGUUGGCCCUCCACUUCCUGUGGAGACAAGAGAGAGAUGCUGCAUCUAAUCCGCGGCGCUUCGGCAACCCAGACGUGGGACUCUUUUCGAGCCAUGAGCUCAACCAAAUGGGCGACGCGAUCCUGCUCACCGAGAUUCCCACAAGACCUCGGGCCGCGCGACGCGCGCCCAACACAUUUUGA